This is a messenger RNA of Punica granatum (pomegranate), 1330 nucleotides long. The record is from RefSeq and is a predicted model, not a curated record. NCBI's taxonomy places the organism in Eukaryota, Viridiplantae, Streptophyta, Magnoliopsida, Myrtales, Lythraceae.
AUUGUUGAUAUAUAUAUGGGUGUGCGUGGGUACCUGUUUGUGUGCAAAGGUGGGCUUGUGGGUGUCCCAACAAGAUUUAGUUUAGUCCCAUUUUCAAACACUCCUGGAAUAGACUACUCUUCUCUCAUGAAGGAAACACUUAGGUACUUAGCAGGACUUGCAGGUCCCAGUGGUUAUGGCUCAAAUUCAACCGCAGAGCAAGUCACCCGACAUCUCCAUACUUCCGAUUCUCAUCUCACCGCUAUCGUAACCGGGGCGACGUCCGGCAUUGGAGCUGAAACCGCGAGGGUGCUGGCAAAGAGAGGGGUCAGGGUUGUGAUCCCAGCAAGGAACCUGAAGAAAGCAGCUGAGGUGAGGGAGAGGAUUCUGCAGCAAAGCCCAAAUGCUCAGGUCCUUGUGCUGGAGAUUGACCUCAGCUCCUUUACUUCCAUUAGGAGAUUCUGCUCUGACUUCCUCUCACUUCAACUCCCCCUCAAUAUCCUCAUAAAUAACGCGGGAGUGUAUUCUCCAAAGAUGGAGCUCUCUGAACAAAAGGUUGAGAUGACAUUUGCCACUAAUUACUUAGGUCAUUAUCUACUGACUGAGCUGCUAUUGGACAAGAUGGUGGAAACAACAGCAGAAUCAGGAAUCCAAGGGAGGAUAGUGAAUGUUUCUUCAGUGAUUCACAGUUGGGUCAAGAAGGAAUCCUUCUCCUUCAGUCAGAUGCUCCAUCCCAAAACCUACAACGCGACUCAAGCAUAUGCCCAGUCGAAGUUGGCUAACAUAUUGCAUGCCAAGGAACUGGCAAGGCAGCUUCAGGCAAGAAACGCUAGGAUUGCUGUGAAUGCAGUCCACCCAGGAAUUGUCAAGACUGGCAUCAUGAGAGCUCACAAAGGCUUCAUUACAGAUUCAGUAUAUUUUCUUGCAUCCAAGUUGCUCAAGUCGAUUCCUCAGGGAGCGUCGACGACAUGCUAUGUGGCACUCAGCAAGCAGACGGAGGGAGCGAAUGGGAAGUACUUUGUCGACUGCAACGAGAGUAGUUGCUCCUCUCUUGCAGGUGACCAGCUCGAAGCCGAGCAUCUAUGGAAACUCACCCAUGCCUACAUCCACAAACGGCUAUGACGAUUGGACCUAAAUCAGGCUCGCUCUCAACGAAUAUCGAUUUCUUUUCUGUUCUCAUGGAAUUAGAGAAAUUGGUUUUGUAUAUAGAUUUAUAUGCAUUUUGAUCAUAUAAUAUAUAUGUGAUUUUUUUUUCGAUUACAAAGGAAACCAAAAACCUAGUACAAUAAAAGAGAAAUCAUAAAUAGUUAAUAAAGAUUGACAAAUUAUCCGCAAGACAUUGCCUUUUUAA